AUGCCUGCCUCCGUUUAUGAAUCAUUGAAUCUUGGACCUCUUAAAAAUACCGGUAUUGUUAUACAACUUGCUGAUAGGUCUAAUACUUAUCCGAAAGGGGUUAUUGAGGAUGUUUUGGUGCAGGUUAACCAACUCAUAUUUCCGGCGGAUUUCUAUGUUCUUGACAUGAUGGACGAAGAUUCACCAUCGUCUACCCCCUUGCUGUUGAGUAGACCAUUCAUGAGAACCGCAAGAACAAAGAUAGAUGUUUUUAAAAGUGCCCUAACUAUGGAGUUUGAUGAUGAAAUCAUAAGUUUCAAUAUCUUUGAGGCUAUGAUAUAUCCUAGUGACGUGCAUUCCGGUUUUUCAAUUGAUAUUAUUGAUUCUCUAGCUCAACAGAUUUUUGAAUUGAAUGGUGAUGAUGAUUUAGAGAACACCAUAAUGGAGGGUUUAGGUUAUGGAAAAUACAAAGACCUUGAAAGUGAAUUGUCUAUUUGUGAUGAGCUUAAAGAGGCUGCACCUAUUCUUGAGUUGAAACCUCUUCUGGAUCACCUCAAAUACGUAUAUUUAGGUGAUAAGGAAGAGUUGCUGGUGAUCAUUGUCAAAGACCUUACCAAGGUGCAAGAGGAGAAACUUAUUCGAGUGCUAAGAGAGUACAAGUCUGUCAUUGGGUGGAGCAUUGCUGAUAUCAAAGGAAUCAGCCCUUCCACAUGUAUGCACCGAAUACUUCUUGAGAAGGGGGAAAAACCAACAAGAGAGGCUCAACGACGCUUGAACCCUCAGAUGAUGGAGGUAGUCAAGAAAGAAAUCCUGAAGUUGUUGGAUGUCGGGGUUAUCUAUCCCGUAUCUGAUAGCAAAUGGAUUGUAAUAGCUCCGGAAGAUCAAGAAAAGACGACGUUUACGUGUCCCUUUGGCACUUUUGCGUAUAGACGUAUGCCAUUUGGCUUGUGCAAUGCUCCAACCACUUUUCAACGUUGUAUGUGUCACUUUAUGGUGAAUCAUGGGAUUGUACUAGGCCAUGUUAUAUCCUCUAAGGGGUUAGAAGUGGACAAGGCUAAGAUAGAUUUGAUUCAGAACUUACAAUACCCCACAACUGUGAGGGAGAAAGAUGUGGCUUUUGAUUGUGACAAGGAAUGCAAGGAGGCUUUUGACACCUUGAAGGACCUGUUGACUACCGCACCAAUCAUCAAACCAACGGCCUGGAGCAAGCCAUUUGAGUUGAUGUGCGAUGCAAGUGAUUAUGCAGUUGGAGCCAACUCUCAACGGAGCACAAAUCAACUACUCCCUACUGAAAAGAAGCUCUUGGCCAUAAUAUUUGCACUAGAGAAGUUUAGAUCUUACUUGGUGGGUACAAAGGUGGUUGUCUUCUCCGACCAUGCUGCACUACGAUACUUGCUCACAAAGAAGGAUGCUAAGCCAAGGCUCAUAAGGUGGAUACUCCUUCUUCAAGAGUUCAACUUGCAAAUCAAGGACAAGAAGGGCAAUGAGAAUACCGUAACGGAUCAUUUAAGCAGAUUGGUUGUGUCCGAAGAAGCAAUUCCUUUGCAUGAUAGCUUCUCGGAUGAGCAACUCUUUGCGGUUAUUGGCACAACUCCAUGGUACGCUGAUAUUGUUAACUUCUUGGUGACGGGACAAGUCCCUAGUUCCAUGUCUACAUGUCAGAAACACAAGCUCAAGAAGAUUGCCAAGAUAUAUAUAUGGGAUGAACCUUAUUUGUGGAAGCAUUGCUCCGAUCAAAUGAUCCGCAGCCAUUUCGGAGCCAAGAGGACAGCCCUCAAGGUUCUCGAAAGUGGUUUUUAUUGGCCUACAUUGUUUAAGGAAGCAUAUUCAUUUUGUAAGGCUUGUGAUAGGUGUCAAAGGACAUGCAAUCUAGGUGCUAGAAACCAAAUGCCGCAAACACCAAUUCUCGCUGUUGAGAUUUUUGAUGUUUGGGUUGAAAUUUUUAGUCCCAAAACAGGGCUGGUUUCCAAGGUCAACGGCCAUCGUUUGAAACCAUACUAUGAGCAGUUUGUAACGCAGAAUCGGGAUAUGGUCACAUUGAGUGAUCCACUCCCUGUGGAGGAAUAA
Molecule: messenger RNA, 2046 nt
Organism: Papaver somniferum (opium poppy)
Lineage: Eukaryota; Viridiplantae; Streptophyta; Magnoliopsida; Ranunculales; Papaveraceae
Exons: 8
Coding region: 1-2046 (681 amino acids)
Source: RefSeq, a predicted model, not a curated record